Macrosiphum euphorbiae (potato aphid) is the source of this 276-nucleotide messenger RNA. Lineage: Eukaryota; Metazoa; Arthropoda; Insecta; Hemiptera; Aphididae. The record is from the annotation of a GenBank genome assembly.
AUGUUCCUUAUAUCUCAACGGUGGUUAGUGAAUAGCAGCCGCGCAAUAUGCCUUAGAAGAUUCUGCUCAAAACAACCACCAGAACUACCUGAAGAACCAACGACAUGUUGUAUGUCAGGGUGUGCCAAUUGCGUGUGGAUCGAGUAUGCGGACAAGGUCAGAAGUAUACUAGCAAACAGUGAUAGUAAACAAGUUUCACAAAUGGUGUUGGACAAAAUACAGGAUCCCAACAUGAAGGCUUUUUUAUCCAUGGAACUCAAAACAAAAGGCUUUUAG